AUGCAGCAAAUAUUGCCAGAAAUACUAAAAAAAAUGGAGAUUGAAUGUUCAUACCGUAUGGAUUACUUCACACCAUUCCAUACUAAAACAUAUAUUUGUGAUGUAUCAUCAGCAAAUAUUAUCAAUCCUCAACAGAAAAUUGAAUCUUUCGAAGGUAAACACUUACCAGGAAAAUCAAAGUUAGAAGUUGGAGCAAUCAUUUUCAAAGACACGAUUGUGAAAUAUUUUCCGGUAGGACUUCAAAAAUUCUUUCCUAACCUUAAACAUUUGAAGAUAGAACGAUGUGGUUUGAAAGAAAUAUAUAGUAGUGAUAUGGCAAGUCUCAACAAGUUAACAGCAUUGAUAAUAGAACGUAACCAUCUGAAAUGGCUUCCUGAAGACCUUUUUGUUACAAUGCCAAAGUUGUCUCAUAUAUCAUUUAAUAAUAACAAGUUAGAGUGUCUCAGUCCGAAUAUGCUAACGCCAAUAAAAGAAAUAAUCUCAGUUGCAGCUUUCAACGACAAUUUCAACUUUGAUAAAAGUUUUGGUGAAGAUGAUGAUUCCGGUAUAGAAAGUAUUGAAGAAUUAAUGGAGCAUAUUGAAAACAAUUCAGAGCCAUAUAAAGAAUACGUGGAACGUCUGUUUAGAAAGAAAUAUUCAAAUUCAGUUUUUCAAGGAUUUGCAGAGUUAUGGAAUAGCGAAAAAUUUUCAGAUUUCAUUAUAAAAGUCGAUUCGCGGGAAUUUAAAGUUCACAAACUUGUUCUUGCAUGCCAAAGUUCAGUUUUUUCCGCAAUGUUUGAGAACGAAAUGCAAGAAAAUCAAUUAAAUGAAAUGAAAAUUGAAGACUUCAAUGUGCCAGCAGUUUACGACUUUUUGCGUUAUCUCUAUAAAGGAGAGAUCACGAAUAUCUUAAACGGAAUGGAUUUGUUUGCACUUUCAAUGAAAUAUGACGUAUCAACACUUAAAGAAUUAUCUCAGAAAAUGAUUUUGGAAAAUAUAAAUAAAUCGAAUGCUGUUGAAAUUCUUCAUCUCGGUCAUCUCUAUUGCUCGGAAGUAUUAAAACGAAGAGCUUUUCAAAUCAUUCAAACGAUCUUUCCAAAUAAAACUUUAACAGAAAAUUUAAUGAAUUAUCCUGAAAUAUUUCAGAAAUUCUUACAAACUAAAAAAGAGUGCGAUGAGAAACUUCAGGAAGCUGAAAGAAUUUUUAAUGGAGAAAUUACAACACAUAUAAUCGCUUUCCAUUUAAAUUAAUGAGUAAUUCUGGUUUACAUUUUUGUAAUAUUGAUAACGUCUGAUGUUUCUGAUUUAAGUUUAUUGUUUUUAAAUUCUUGAUGAAUAGAAAACUGAAACUCUGAUGUAAUGAAACUGAAUAAAUUCUUUUAAAUAAUUCUUCAAAUCUAUU
Molecule: messenger RNA, 1381 nt
Organism: Clunio marinus
Lineage: Eukaryota; Metazoa; Arthropoda; Insecta; Diptera; Chironomidae
Source: the annotation of a GenBank genome assembly